GCCUAGUGGCGACAACGGCAACAUGGCUCUGAACGGUGCUGAAGCCGACGAUUUCUCCUGGGAGCCCCCAACGGAAGCGGAAACGAAGGUUCUGCAAGCGCGAAGGGAGAGACAGGAUCGCAUCUCCCGGCUCAUGGGCGACUACCUGCUGCGUGGUUACCGCAUGCUGGGCGAGACGUGCGCGGACUGUGGGACGAUCCUCCUCCAAGACAAACAGCGGAAAAUCUACUGCGUGGCUUGUCAGGAGCUCGACUCAGACGUGGAUAAAGAUAAUCCGGCUCUGAAUGCCCAGGCUGCCCUCUCCCAAGCUCGGGAACACCAGCUUGCCUCUGCCUCGGAGCUCCCCUUGGGCUCUCGGCCAGCCCCUCAGCCCCCAGUACCCCGUCCAGAGCACUGUGAGGGAGCUGCAGCAGGGCUCAAGGCAGCCCAGGGGCCACCCCCUCCUGCUGUGCCUCCAAAUGCAGAUGUCCUGGCCUGCACACAGGAGGCCCUCCUGCAGAAGCUGACCUGGGCCUCAGCUGAGCUGGGCUCUAGCGCCUCCUUGGAGACUAGCAUCCAGCUGUGUAGCCUAAUCCGGGCUUGUGCCGAGGCUCUGCGCAGCCUUCGGCAGCUGCAACACUGAGAGGCCCCUCCUGAGAAAAACCCUGUCCAGAAAAACAGCUGUCCUCUUGUGUGGUUUGUUCUUUUCUUGGUUUUGAGUGUGCAUGCCAGCUCCAGCUCCAC
This is a messenger RNA of Neomonachus schauinslandi (Hawaiian monk seal), 723 nucleotides long. RefSeq names its product zinc ribbon domain containing 2 (gene ZNRD2). The transcript is spliced from 4 exons. Bases 23 to 622 code for a protein of 199 amino acids. The record is from RefSeq and is a predicted model, not a curated record. Lineage: Eukaryota; Metazoa; Chordata; Mammalia; Carnivora; Phocidae.